This is a messenger RNA of Talpa occidentalis (Iberian mole), 6415 nucleotides long. It is a transcript of the gene ABCC5, whose product is annotated as ATP binding cassette subfamily C member 5. The record is from RefSeq and is a predicted model, not a curated record. Gene Ontology annotation, biological process: transmembrane transport. Gene Ontology annotation, cellular component: membrane. The coding region runs from base 637 to 5061 and encodes 1474 amino acids. NCBI's taxonomy places the organism in Eukaryota, Metazoa, Chordata, Mammalia, Eulipotyphla, Talpidae. The transcript is spliced from 31 exons. Gene Ontology annotation, molecular function: ATP binding; ABC-type transporter activity; ATP hydrolysis activity.
UCGCCGCACACCUUCCUUCUCCCUGGGUUGCCAGGGGGCUCACCUCCAUGUGUUUCCUCCUGGGCUGGCGGGCUGCGAUCCGGGAUAAGAACAUUUUGGGGGAUCGGAGAUCUGAGAAACCCGGCUUGGCCUCCCUCUAGGGUCCCGCAGCCCCCUCCUGGUAAUUGGAGCCUUGUGAUCUCCGGUGAGGUCCCGACCUCAGAGGGCAGGUGGGGUAGGUGCGUGUGCAGAGAGGUGCGGAGGUGCUGGCGACUUUACCGGCUUCGACCACCAGGGGGCGCUGCGCCCGCGGCCCAUGGGUGUGUGUCUCUAUCGCGUCUCCAGGCCCUAACUGGCGGUGGGAACGCCCUAGGGCCAGGGCAUGCCAGGCAAAGGUGGCCCGAGAUAAGCUCCCAUCCUCAAGGUGAUGGGGCGGACAGUCUGGGGCACCUCUGCCCAAGUUGCACACUGGAAGGAGCCGCCAAUGACUUAGAAGUCAUUCUUUCGUUUUGCAAAUGGGUAAAUGGAGGUCGUGACAUAAGCAGCAACUGCAAACCCUUGGCAGAACCUGGAAUGGAACCCAGCUCUGUCGACUUCAUCAAAAUUUUCAAGUAAAGCCAAAAGUCUGUGAGCCCCUGGCACCUCCAGCCAGAGACAAUGAAGGAUAUCGACAUAGGGAAAGAGUACAUCAUUCCCAGUCCUGGCUACAGAAGUUCCAGAGAGAGAACCAGCACUCCGGGGCAGCACAGGGACGGUGGGAACUCCCGAUACAAGAGAACUCGGCCGCUGGAAUGCCAAGAUGCCUUGGAAACAGCAGCCCGAGCCGAGGGCCUUUCCAUGGAUGUCUCUGUGCAUUCUCAGCUCAGAAUCCUGGAUGAGGACCAUCCCAAGGGAAAGUACCAUCAUAGCUUAAGUGCUCUGAAGCCUAUCCGGAACACUUCCAAACACCAGCACCCAGUGGACAAUGCUGGGCUCUUCUCCUGUAUGACUUUUUCUUGGCUGUCUCCUCUGGCCCGCAUGGCCCACAGGAAAGGGGAGCUCUCGAUGGAUGACGUGUGGUCUUUGUCCAAGUACGAGUCUUCUGAUGUGAACUGCAGAAGACUAGAGAGACUGUGGCAAGAAGAGCUGACUGAAGUUGGGCCAGACGCUGCUUCCCUGCGAAGGGUUGUGUGGAUCUUCUGCCGCACCAGGCUCAUCCUCUCCAUCGUGUGCCUGAUGAUCACACAGCUGGCUGGCUUCAGUGGACCAGCCUUCGUGGUGAAGCACCUCUUGGAGUACGCCCAGGUCGCAGACUCCAACCUCAAGUACAGCUUGCUGUUGGUCCUGGGCCUCCUCCUGACAGAGAUCGUGCGCUCUUGGUCACUUGCACUGACUUGGGCAUUGAAUUACCGAACCGGUGUCCGCUUGCGGGGGGCCAUCCUAACCAUGGCAUUUAAGAAGAUCCUUAAGUUGAAAAACAUUAAAGAGAAGUCCAUGGGUGAGCUCAUAAACUUGUGCUCCAAUGACGGGCAGAGGAUGUUUGAGGCAGCUGCUGUUGGCAGCUUGUUGGCUGGAGGACCCGUUGUUGCCAUCUUGGGCAUGAUUUAUAAUGUAAUUAUUCUGGGACCUACAGGCUUCCUGGGAUCAGCUGUUUUUAUCCUCUUUUAUCCAGCAAUGAUGUUUGCAUCACGGAUCACUGCCUAUUUCAGGAGAAAAUGUGUGGCCACAACAGAUGACCGUGUCCAAAAGAUGAGUGAAGUCGUCACCUACAUUAAAUUUAUUAAAAUGUAUGCCUGGGUCAAGGCAUUUUCUCAGAUUGUUCAAAAGAUCCGAGAGGAGGAGCACAGGAUAUUGGAGAAAGCAGGGUACUUUCAGAGCAUCACGGUCGGCGUGGCUCCUAUUGUGAUGGUUAUUGCCAGCGUGGUGACCUUCUCUGUUCACAUGAACCUUGGCUUCGAUCUGACGGCUGCACAGGCUUUCACAGUGGUAACUGUCUUCAACUCCAUGACUUUUGCUUUGAAAGUAACACCGUUCUCAGUAAAAUCCCUCUCUGAAGCAUCAGUUGCUGUUGACAGAUUUAAGAGUUUGUUUCUAAUGGAAGAGGUUCACAUGAUAAAGAAAAAACCAGCCAGUCCUCACAUCACGAUAGAGGUGAAAAAUGCCACCUUGGCAUGGGACUCCUCCCACUCCAGUAUCCAGAAUUCGCCCAAGCUGACCCCCAAAAUGAAAAAAGACAAGAGGGCUGCCAGGGGCAAGAAAGAGAAGGCAAGGCAGCUGCAGCACACUGAGCAUCAGGAGGUGCUGGCAGAGCAGAAGGGCCACCUCCUCCUGGACAGUGAAGAGCGGCCCAGCCCCGAGGAAGAGGAGGGCAAGCACAUCCACUUGGGGAGCCUCCGCUUGCAGAGGACACUGUACAACAUCGACUUGGAAAUUGGAGAGGGGAAACUGGUUGGAAUCUGUGGCAGCGUAGGAAGUGGAAAAACCUCUCUCAUUUCAGCCAUUUUAGGCCAGAUGACACUUCUAGAGGGCAGCAUUGCAGUCAAUGGAACCUUCGCUUAUGUGGCCCAGCAGGCUUGGAUCCUCAAUGCCACUCUGAGAGAUAACAUCCUCUUUGGGAAGGAAUUUGAUGAAGAAAGAUACAACUCUGUGCUGAACAGCUGCUGCCUGAGGCCUGACCUGGCCAUUCUUCCCAACAGUGACCUGACUGAGAUUGGUGAGCGAGGAGCCAACCUGAGUGGUGGGCAGCGCCAAAGAAUCAGCCUUGCGCGAGCCUUGUACAGUGACCGGGACAUCUACAUCUUGGAUGACCCCCUCAGUGCCUUAGAUGCCCAUGUGGGCAACCACAUCUUCAGCAGUGCUAUCCAGAAGCACCUCAAGUCCAAAACAGUUCUGUUUGUCACCCACCAGUUACAGUACCUGGCUGAUUGUGAUGAAGUGAUAUUCAUGAAAGAAGGCUGCAUUACAGAAAGAGGCACCCAUGAAGAACUGAUGAAUCUAAAUGGGGAUUAUGCUACCAUUUUCAAUAACCUGUUGCUAGGAGAGACACCCCCAGUUGAGGUCUUUAGGGAUGUUGACCUGAAACAAAAACAAUCGGUUAUUCCAACAACAAAAUGGUUUUCUUCAGAAACAAAUGACAGAAGAGAGGGCACAUCUGAGAGUGUGUUCAUGAUUAAUUCAAAAAAAGAAACCAGUAGUUCACAGAAGAAAUCACAAGACAAAGGUCCUAAAACGGGGUCUGUCAAGAAGGAGAAAGUACCAAAGCCAGAGGAAGGGCAGCUGGUGCAGCUGGAAGAGAAGGGGCAGGGCUCAGUGCCCUGGUCGGUAUAUGGUGUCUACAUCCAGGCUGCGGGGGGCCCCUUGGCAUUCCUGUUCAUUCUGUCCCUUUUCAUGUUAAAUGUGGGCAGCACCGCCUUCAGCACCUGGUGGUUGAGUUACUGGAUCAAGCAAGGAAGUGGGAAUACCACAGUGAUUCACGGGAACAAGACCUCUGUGAGCAGCAGCAUGAAGGACAACCCUUUCAUGCAGUACUAUGUCAGCAUCUACGCCCUCUCCAUGGUAGUCAUGCUGAUCCUGAAAGCCAUUCGAGGUGUUGUUUUUGUCAAGGGCACACUGCGAGCCUCCUCCCAGCUCCAUGAUGAGCUCUUCCGAAGGAUCCUGCGAAGCCCUAUGAAGUUUUUCGACACUACCCCCACAGGGAGGAUUCUGAACAGGUUUUCCAAAGACAUGGAUGAAGUUGAUGUGCGCCUGCCUUUCCAGGCUGAAAUGUUCAUCCAAAAUGUUUUCCUGGUCUUCUUCUGUGUUGGAAUGAUCGCUGGAGUUUUCCCAUGGUUCCUGGUGGCGGUGGGGCCCCUCAUCAUCCUCUUUUCAGUUCUUCACAUUGUCUCCAGGGUCCUGAUUCGAGAGCUAAAGCGACUGGAUAAUAUCACGCAGUCCCCUUUCCUCUCCCACAUCACGUCCAGCAUACAGGGCCUGGCCACCAUCCACGCCUACAACAAAGGGCAGGACUUUCUGCACAGGUACCAGGAACUACUGGAUAACAACCAAGGUCCUUUCUUCUUGUUUACCUGUGCGAUGCGGUGGCUGGCUGUGCGCCUGGACCUCAUCAGCAUUGCCCUGAUCACCACUACUGGGCUGAUGAUUGUUCUCAUGCACGGGCAGAUCCCCCCAGCCUACUCGGGCCUUGCCAUCUCAUAUGCUGUCCAGUUAACGGGGCUCUUCCAGUUUACUGUCAGACUGGCAUCUGAGACAGAAGCUCGCUUCACCUCCGUGGAGAGGAUCAACCACUAUAUCAAGACUCUCUCUUUGGAAGCACCUGCCAGGAUUAAGAACAAGGCUCCCUCCCCUGACUGGCCCCAGCAAGGAGAGGUGACUUUUGAGAAUGCAGAGAUGAGGUACCAAGAAAAUCUCCCUCUGGUCCUGAAGAAAGUGUCCUUUACCAUCAAGCCUAAGGAGAAGAUUGGAAUUGUGGGGCGGACAGGAUCAGGGAAAUCCUCUCUGGGGAUGGCCCUCUUCCGUCUGGUGGAGUUAUGUGGAGGCUGCAUCAAGAUCGAUGGGGUGAGAAUCAGCGACAUUGGCCUUGCUGACCUCCGAAGCAAACUCUCCAUCAUUCCUCAAGAGCCAGUGCUAUUCAGUGGCACUGUCAGAUCAAAUUUGGAUCCUUUCAACCAGUACAGAGAAGACCAGAUUUGGGAUGCCCUAGAAAGGACACACAUGAAAGAAUGUAUUGCUCAGCUACCUCUGAAACUUGAAUCUGAAGUGAUGGAGAAUGGGGAUAACUUCUCAGUGGGGGAACGGCAGCUCUUGUGCAUAGCGAGAGCCUUGCUCCGUCACUGUAAGAUUCUGAUUCUAGACGAAGCUACAGCUGCCAUGGACACAGAGACAGACUUACUGAUCCAAGAGACCAUCCGAGAAGCGUUUGCCGACUGCACCAUGCUCACAAUUGCCCAUCGCCUACAUACUGUCCUAGGCUCCGAUAGGAUUAUGGUGCUGGCCCAGGGACAGGUGGUGGAGUUUGACACCCCAUCCGUCCUUCUGUCCAACGACAGCUCCCGGUUCUAUGCCAUGUUUGCUGCUUCAGAGAACAAGGUCGCUGUCAAGGGCUAACUCCUCCCCGCCGCCCAGGUCUUUUCUUUGGAGCAUCGCCAUUCCCUGCCUGGGGCAGGCCCUCGCCCUGUCCUCCUGCCGAAACCUUGCCUUUCCCAACUUUAUCUUUCGCACAGCAGUUCAGGAUUGGCUUGUGUGUUUCACUUUUAGGGAGAGUCAUAUUUUGAUUAUUGUAUUUAUUCCAUAUUCAUGUAAACAAAAUUUAGUUUUUGUCCUUAAUUGCACUCUCAAAGGUUCAGGGAACCGUUAUUAUAAAUGUAUCAGAGGCCUAUAAUGAAGCUUUAUACGUGUAGCUCUAUAUAUAAUUCUGUACAUAGCCUAUAUUUACAGUGAAAAUGUAAGCCGUUUAUUUUAUAUUAAAAUCAGCACUGCGCUAAUAACAGUGCAAAUUCCUUUCUAUCAUUUUUGUACAGUUUGCUGUACUAGAGAUCUGGUUUUGCUAUUAGACUGUAGAAAGGGUAGCUUAUUGUCCUCUAGCUGGUUGUUUCACGGUGCCAGGUUUUCUGGAUGUCCAAAAGGAAGACUUGUGGCAAUAGUGGGCCCUCCUCGGCCCCCUCUGCCGAGUCUCCACAGCCGCUCCCGGGCAGUGGGGUCGGGUGCCCCGGAGGCCACGCGGAGCGCCGUGAAUUCUCAGGGCUCCUGCCUUCUGUCCUGUUGUCACUUCACUGUUUCUGUCAGGAGAAUAGUGGGGCCGAGCCCCAGCCCCCUGUCCACUCCCUCCGUCAGGAAUGAGAAUCUCAGAACCAUUCCUUGGCUGGGAGGAGUUUCUUUCCUGCCUUCUUUCUCUUUUUUGCUGUUGUUUAUAAACAAGAAUCAAGUCUAUUCACAGAGUGUCCCACUGCCUCAGGUUCCUAACGCUGGCCACUGCACCGAGCUCUCCAGCUCCUAAACUGUGGGUUCCGCGUCCUGGAGCCAGCUGCUGCUUCUUCUGGUGGUACUUUCUCGUUGGCCUGGCCCCACACCUCCACAGUUCAGUGACAGGGCUCAGGACUUCGUGGAUCUCUUCUCCCUUCUCACUGCAAUGUCGCACAGUCUCUUCCUCUCUCCAAAGUCUGCAACUUUUAGCAGCUCUUGCUAAUCAGUGUCUCACACUGGUGUAGAAGUUUUUUUUUGUACUGUAAAGAGACCUACCUCAGGUUGCUGAUCGCCGUGUGGUUCAGUGUGUUCCCGCAAACCCCCUUUGUGCUGUGGGGCCAGUAGCUCAGGUGGGCGUGGUCGCUGCUGUCAUCAGUCGAAUGGUCAGCGUUGCAUGUCGUGACCAACUAGACAUUCUGUCGCCUUAGCAUGUUUGCUGAACACCUUGUGGAAGCAAAACUCUGAAAAAGUGAAUAAAAUUAUUUUGGAUUUUGUAAAA